UCAAAAAACCAACUUUCUCUUCUUUCAAUAUCUUCACACACUACCAUUGCUCAAUAAAAAUCAAGAAUAGCGGAAAUAGGUUCGUGUUCUGCUUUCAAAGUCAGUCGUCAACUCUUUCACUCCACCAUUGAAUAAUAAAAAACCAAGAAUAGCGAAAAUAGGUUCGUGUUCUGCUUCCAAAGUUAGUCGUUGAGUUUUUCACAAUAGAUCAACAAACAUGGUUAACUUCAAUGAUCAAGAUUUUUUUUCUAGUAAAUGUGUAUGGGUAAAUGGCCCUGUUAUUGUAGGCGCAGGUCCAUCAGGACUAGCUGUGGGUGCAUGUUUAAAAGAACAAGGAAUUCCUUGUAUUAUCUUGGAAAAAUCUGAUUGUAUUGCAUCAUUAUGGCAGAAAAAAACUUAUGAUAGACUAAAACUACACCUCCCUAAACAAUUCUGUCAAUUACCCAAAUUCCCAUUUCCACAACACUACCCUGAAUACCCCACAAAGAAACAAUUCAUUGAAUAUCUUGAAUCAUAUGCUAGAAAAUUUAACAUCAAUCCAAGAUUCAAUGAGUGUGUUAAAUUUGCAAAAUAUGAUCAAUCUUGCAAAUUGUGGAAGGUGAAAACUGUUUCUCCAAAUGGUUUAGAAGUUGAAUAUAUUUGCCAGUGGCUUGUUGUGGCUACAGGAGAAAAUGCUGAGAAAGUUGUGCCUAAUAUUGAAGGUUUAAAAGAAUUUGGAGGUGAAGUGAUUCAUGCUUGUGAUUAUAAGUCUGGUGAGAAGUUUUUUGGGAAGAAAGUUCUUGUUGUUGGAUGUGGAAAUUCUGGCAUGGAAAUUUCUCUUGAUCUUUGCAACCAUAAUGCUCAACCAUCAAUGGUUUGUCGUAGCUCGGUUCAUGUUUUACCAAGAGAAAUCUUUGGAAAAUCAACAUUUGAGCUAGCUAUGUUUAUGAUGAAAUGGCUACCACUUUGGCUAGUUGAUAAAAUUAUUCUCAUUUUGACAUGGUUUAAUCUUGGAAAUAUUGAGAAAUUUGGACUAAAAAGGCCAUCAAUUGGUCCUUUGGAACUAAAGAAUACACAAGGGAAAACUCCUGUUUUGGACAUUGGUACAUUGGAAAAAAUUAGAUCAAGAAAAAUUAAUGUUGUCCCUGGAAUCAAGAGGUUUUCAUGUGGCACUGUUGAACUUGUCAAUGGUGAAAAACUUGAAAUUGAUUCUGUUGUUUUGGCUACUGGUUAUUGCAGCAAUGUCCCUUAUUGGCUACAGGAAAGUGAAUUUUUUUCCAAUAAUGGAUUCCCAAAAUCACCAUUUCCAAAUAGUUGGAAAGGAAAAUCUGGACUAUAUGCAGUUGGUUUCACAAGGAGAGGGCUAGCUGGUGCUUCUGCUGAUGCUAUUAGAAUUGCACAAGAAAUUGUCAAAGUUUACAAACAAGAUCUUAAGCAAAAAAAGCAAAAAAUUCCCACACAUAGAGGAUGCAUCUCUACCUUUUGAUUCAAUCAUAAAAAUAUACUUGGCAACUCGGUGCACAUGACAUCCCACGUUCAUGCUGCAAUGUCCGUGGAAGGGUCAUAACCCAAAGGAUGUGAUGUAGCCUACAUUAAUAACUACUUUGACGGCUCGAACGCAUGAAAAAAAGUGUAAUUAGCCCUCUCCACAAAAAGUCCAAGUUUUGGUACAGUUUGGACAUUUUGUAUUGGUAGCAACCGGUCCAGUGGAAAGUUCGGUCCUGCAUAAGUUAUCGGAUCCUAAAAAACAAAAAAAAGUUUGUCGGAAAGUGAGUAUGUAUAUGUAUAUAUAUAUAUUACUUAUAUUGACCCUUAGUACAUAUUUGUUUUUUUAGAAUUACUACUAAUGAUUAAUCAAAUGACAAAGAUAU
Molecule: messenger RNA, 1850 nt
Organism: Nicotiana attenuata
Lineage: Eukaryota; Viridiplantae; Streptophyta; Magnoliopsida; Solanales; Solanaceae
Product: probable indole-3-pyruvate monooxygenase YUCCA8
Exons: 3
Coding region: 218-1465 (415 amino acids)
Biological process (GO): auxin biosynthetic process
Molecular function (GO): N,N-dimethylaniline monooxygenase activity; NADP binding; flavin adenine dinucleotide binding
Source: RefSeq, a predicted model, not a curated record